AAACUUUUUGAGAGUGGAAGACCAGACAACAAUGGCAGAGAGAGAUAAUAUUAUAUAAUAUACACAGAUACAUACACACUAUCUACACAUUCCAACCAAAUCCCGCCAUAAUGUUGGGGAUGAUGAUGAUGAUGGAGUACAAGAUCUGCUGUUAGCUUUAAUCAACUGGUUUAAACGCAUUUCUUUUACCCAAAACGACACCGUUGAGCAAUCACAGUCAUCAGCUGGGGAGUUUUGAUUUGAGCCCAUCAAAGUAGCGGAGAGAAUCAAUUCCAUAGUCGCCUUCAUGGACCCUUCUCCUCAUAACAAGACAAUGCUUGACAAAGAAUUUUUCACAGAAUAUGGGGAAGCAAGUCAAUAUGAAAUCCAAGAAAUGGUUGGCAAAGGUAGCUAUGGUGUUGUUGCUUCUGCAAUUGAUACUCAUACUGGAGAGAAAGUAGCUAUUAAGAAAAUCAAGGAUGUCUUUGAGCAUGUCUCGGAUGCUACUCGCAUUUUAAGAGAAAUAAAGCUCCUUAGAUUGCUGCACCACCCCGAUAUAGUCGAAAUCAAACACAUUAUGCUGCCUCCAUGUAGAAGGGAGUUCAAAGAUAUCUAUGUUGUGUUUGAGUUGAUGGAGUCUGAUCUUCACCAUGUCAUUAAGGCAAAUGAUGAUCUCACUCCUGAGCAUCAUCAAUUUUUCCUUUAUCAGCUACUUCGAGCUCUGAAGUUCAUACAUACCGCAAAUGUGUUUCAUCGUGAUUUGAAACCGAAAAAUAUACUAGCUAAUGCAGACUGCAAACUGAAAAUCUGUGACUUUGGACUUGCCCGGGCAGCAUUUAAUGAUGCCCCAUCUACUGUUUUUUGGACUGAUUAUGUUGCAACUCGAUGGUAUCGUGCCCCUGAACUUUGUGGCUCAUUCUUCUCCAAGUAUACUCAUGCUAUAGAUAUUUGGAGCAUAGGAUGUAUAUUUGCAGAAAUGCUGACGGGCAAGCCAUUGUUUCCUGGAAAAAAUGUUGUGAAUCAAUUGGAUCUAAUUACCGAUUUGACUGGCACCCCUUCUGAGGAAUCAAUUGCAAGGAUUCGGAAUGAGAAGGCAAAGAGAUAUCUGAAUUCGAUGAGGAAAAAGCAACCGAUUCCUUUGUCACAGAAAUUCCCUAAGGCGGAUCCUUUGGCUCUUCGUUUACUUCAACGUCUACUGGCAUUUGAUCCUAAAGAUCGCCCUUCUGCUGAACAGGCCUUGGCAGAUCCCUAUUUUUUUGGAUUGGCGAACUUGGAAAAUGAACCAUCUAGACAACCCAUCUCGAAGCUUGAAUUUGAUUUUGAGAGGACGAAAUUAAUAAAGGACGACGUAAGAGAGCUAAUAUAUAGAGAGAUUUUAGAGUAUCAUCCGAAGAUGUUGCAGGAGUACCUCCAAGGUUCAGACGAUAGCGGCUUCAUGUAUCCAAGUGGAAUCGAUCAAUUCAAGCGACAAUUUGCCCAUCUCGAGGAGCACUACAGCGAAGGUGAAAGAAGCACUAGUCCACUCGAAAGGAAGCAUGCUUCUUCCCUACCUAGGGAACGGAUUUGUGUCCACAUAGAUGAUGAUUCCGAGCAAAAUGAUCAUAAGAAAAACUCUACAGGUUCACUUGGCCGAGCAGCUAUUCAGAGCCCUCCACGAGAAAAACCCGAAUCUGCAUACAAAUAUGGACCAGUUAUUCGAAAUGGAUGUAGCAAGCCUAAGAAUAGUCCUAAAUGCUUAUUGAGAAGUGCUAGUAUUAGUGCAUCUAAGUGUGUUCAACACACUCAUUGAAUUCGGAAGAUAGAGAGAGAGGAGCAAAAAUGAAGAAGAGGCCAUCAAUAAUGGUGGUAUUGUUGUUGAGAGUAAAAACUACACACAUUUCUAGUCUUACUUAUAUUUAUGAACAAAAAAAAAAGACUUAAUUCUGUCUGUUAAACCCAUAAUUUAACAGGGUUUAGUGGCAAUAAUUGGAUUAUUGUGAUAUUUUUAAGGUUAUAUUUGUUAUAAUUUAUAUAUAUAUAUAUACACUAUUUCACUCAACUAUAAUGGUGAUUUGGUUUACUACUACUAA
This is a messenger RNA of Cannabis sativa, 2048 nucleotides long. RefSeq names its product mitogen-activated protein kinase 9. The record is from RefSeq and is a predicted model, not a curated record. Gene Ontology annotation, molecular function: ATP binding; MAP kinase activity. The coding region runs from base 287 to 1768 and encodes 493 amino acids. Gene Ontology annotation, cellular component: nucleus; cytoplasm. Lineage: Eukaryota; Viridiplantae; Streptophyta; Magnoliopsida; Rosales; Cannabaceae. Gene Ontology annotation, biological process: intracellular signal transduction; protein phosphorylation. The transcript has 11 exons.